Messenger RNA from Hyposmocoma kahamanoa, 1725 nucleotides. RefSeq names its product nectin-4-like. The coding region runs from base 167 to 1069 and encodes 300 amino acids. The record is from RefSeq and is a predicted model, not a curated record. Gene Ontology annotation, biological process: synapse organization. Gene Ontology annotation, cellular component: neuron projection membrane. Lineage: Eukaryota; Metazoa; Arthropoda; Insecta; Lepidoptera; Cosmopterigidae. The transcript has 8 exons.
CGCUUACCGCCUCUCUCCGCUUGUGGAAACAACUAAUUGAUUUAUAACAACGAACUUGUCAAAACUUAUGACGCAAUUUAUAGUGCGGACCAUACUUUGUGAAUAUUCUGACGUCACCCCGUUAACUCUGCUAACUUUCAAGGAAUGCAUGUAGUAAACUGCCGUCAUGAUGGGCGCAUCGAACGGCGUCAAGGCGGCCCUCUGCAUAUCUCUUCUGCCUGAUUUCCUCUUCCUUAUAGCUGGCUCAGGCACGGAAGCGACCGUCGACGAUACGACCAUGGACAUUUCAUCACGGCGCUUCCGAGCCGAAUUUCUUCAAGAAUGGCAAGGAUCAUAUGACUCACCGUACUUUGACAUGACUACGCCGAGAAAUGUCACUGGCUUGGUUGGACAUCCAGUGAAAUUGCUUUGCAGGGUCAAGAAUUUGCAGAAUCGAACUGUAUCAUGGGUGCGUCACCGUGAUAUCCACUUACUGACGGUGGGGCGGUACACAUACACAUCGGAUCAGCGCUUCGAGGCGCAGCACAAGCCGCGCUCCGAAGAGUGGGAGCUGCGCAUACGCAGCCCACAGCGGCGCGACUCUGGACAGUAUGAGUGUCAGAUCUCUACAACACCGCCUAUUGGAAUGCCUGUUUAUCUGAAUAUUGUCGCACCCGAAACAAUAAUAUCUAGUGGUCCAGAGCUAUUCAUCCAAGCCGGGUCAACCAUCAACCUAACAUGCACCGUGAAGCAUACUCCAGAGCCACCUACUUCCAUCACCUGGACUUUUGGUGAACAGGUAAUAAACUUCGACUCGGCAAGAGGUGGAAUCUCCUUGGUGACAGAAAAAGGAAUAGUAAGCAAAAGUCGACUAUUGGUUCAGCGAGCUACAGGCAACGACGCAGGCUUGUACACUUGCGGCCCAAAUAACGCACCACCCGGUACAACUAGAGUUCAUGUUUUGUCUGGCGAACACCCGGCAGCGAUGCAACAAGGCUGCGCUAGAUUGUCCCUAGACAAGGCUGCGUCAAUACUUUUAAUUGGUCUUUAUAUUAUAAGUAUAUCGUUUAACAAUCUGCUCGGUACCUGAAUGUAGAUAAUAUGAAUGAGAAUAACUGAUUUUCAAUUACGAAAUACUGUAAUCCAGUACAAACAAAUCACUUCAAAUACGAUCCUAUGUAACCUUGUAGGGUUAACUUGAUUAGUUAACUACAUUUACAACGUUCAGAUAUCGACAUGUACAACUAUUAAUAAUUCAAAAUUGUAAAUGUUAAGUUUUAAUUGCUGUCUCGAAUUAAUAAGAGAGUAUCAAGUAAUAAUGUAACUUCGUCAAACUAUGGAGUUUAAAUGAUAAAAAUAUGUCUAUAACAGUUGCAAUGCCCCUAAGAGCUUUAAAUGGCAAAGAACUAAAGGGCCCAACCACUACGCCCAUCACCCUGAGACAUAACUUGAAAACUCUUAUGUAUCUAUAACUUUACCAGCACCCCUUCGAAACCGAAACGCAGUAAUGCUUACAUUAUUACUUGACGGCAUAAACAGGUGAGCUGGCAGUACUUCCCUGGAUUCCCUCCUUCUCUUCUCGGUUUUGAUUUGUCGCGCCCUUUUAAGUAACGGCGGCAGAAUUGUAAUAAUAAUCGAAAUAAAAUAUCGUGCCUUACUUUCUCAAACUCGUAUCUUAAAGCACAAAGUGACUGAAAUGCUAAAAAAUGAAUUGUAUAUCCAAAUUCGCAGGCUAAUUUCACAUCA